Molecule: messenger RNA, 2713 nt
Organism: Pseudoliparis swirei
Lineage: Eukaryota; Metazoa; Chordata; Actinopteri; Perciformes; Liparidae
Product: dual specificity testis-specific protein kinase 1
Exons: 5
Coding region: 279-2045 (588 amino acids)
Biological process (GO): autophagosome organization; protein autophosphorylation; autophagy
Cellular component (GO): autophagosome; cytoplasm
Molecular function (GO): protein serine/threonine kinase activity; ATP binding
Source: RefSeq, a predicted model, not a curated record
GAAUUGGAGGUGCUGCUCCUGUAUUUUCCACCUGUUCAUGUGUGGGGGGGAAAACCCCUGCGACUCAUAUUGGCUGCCUCAUCCACACGGUCACGUGCCCUGCUGUUCAUCAGCCAUGAUCUACUCUCAUUGGUUCCACAGCACAUUACUUUGUGUGUGUGUGUGUGUGUGUGUGUGUGUGUGUGUGUCACAUUCCCGCCCUGCAGCGCUCAGGCGUGUCUACUUCGCUUCGAACGGAGGUGUGGAACAGGUAUAAAGAGAAGAAAAUAUGUGCUUCCAUGUUCAGACCUGAGACACUGCAGCUUUCCCUCGACAGCAAAAAAAGUCGCCCCGCCGCGGCCUCCAUGGCGUACUCCACCAGCACUCUGGCAGAGGGCUGCUUCGGGAAGGUGUACAAGCAGAAGUACAACGACACCUGGGCCGCUAUAAAGAAGGUCCCCCAACAGCUCAUCAGUAGGAAGGACCUGGAGAGAGAGAGUGCAGUCUACCACAAAUUAAAUCAUCCCAACAUCGUGAAGCUUCUGGGCAAAAUCAAUCUCAAAGACGGAAAAUGGAUCAUCCCUCUAGAGUUCAUCUUCGGCGAGGACCUAGAGACCACCAUCUUCAAAGCGUCAAAGUCUAAAAUACAGGCGUCCCCUGCUGUUAGAGGCACCAUCAUCCUCGGCAUGUGUGAAGGGCUGCUUCACCUCCACGCCAAAGAUAUUGUCCAUCAAGACCUCAAGCCUGAAAACAUCAUGGUGGAGCACGAUACGAACAGAGCCGUCAUCAUCGACCUGGGACUGGCCAAGUUCUACCGAUAUGGCCUCAACUCGGCCGUGGACAUGGGCAACGAGGCCUACUCGGCCCCCGAGGUGCUGCAGAGGCUCAGCCAGAGGGACCAGCGCUCGGACGUGUGGGCCCUGGGUAAGAUCAUCGCCGAGCUCUGCGAGCGGAUUCGACUUUACACGCCGAGCGUCUGCCCCGCCAAGAUCAAGGAGAUCAUGCACGAUCAGCCAUACUGCAAUGCUGUGUGUAGGAUGGUGGAAGCCAACCCUACUCUAAGGGCCUCCAUGGGCGGGGUCAUCAGCGACAUACGAAAGGAGGCCGCAGGUGCAGGUGCAGCCGCCGCCCCCGUCCCUGUCGUCAAUACACCCGUUCAGAAAGAUUACCUGAAGCCACCUUCAUCUCACCUUAAUGUCAGAAACCCGUCUCCAACACCAGUGGACAGAGGUGCGUCUCCAGUGAUGAGAGAUCUAUCUCCAAGGAACAGGGACCCAACACCAAUGAACAGGGACCCAUCUCCAAGGAACAGAGACCCAUCUCCAAGGAACAGGGACCCAACACCAAUGAACAGGGACCCAUCUCCAAGGAACAGAGACCCAUCUCCAAGGAACAGGGACCCAUCUCCAAGGAACAGGGACCCAACACCAAUGAACAAGAUCCCUUCUCCAAUGAACAGGGACCCAUCACCAAGGAACUGGGACCCAACCCAAAUGAACAGGGACCCAACACCAAUGAACAGGGACCCAACUCCAAUGAACAGGGACCCAUCACCAAGGAACUGGGAUCCAUCACCAAGGAACUGGGACCCAACCCAAAUGAACAGGGACCCAACGCCAAUGAACAGGGACCCAUCACCAAGGAACAGAGACCCAUCUCCAAGGAACAGGGACCCAUCUCCAAGGAACAGGGACCCAACACCAGUGAACAAGAUCCCUUCUCCAAUGAACAGGGACCAAUCACCAAUGAACAAGAUCCCAACUCCAAUGAACAGGGACCCAACACCAAGGAACUGGGACCCAACCCAAAUGAACAGGGACCCAACACCAAGGAACAGGGACCCAACCCAAAUGAACAGAACCGAGCCUACCCAAGACUUCCUGAAUAUGAAGUUCUUCCAAGAGGCUGCCAAGGACCUGCCCUGCAACCUGCCCACAACAGGGAGGGUGGUGGUGCGGCGCUUUGAGGAGAAAAACGGGGAGGUUGAGACAUGGGAGCAGAAGGAGGUGGUGACUCGUGACGGGAAGAUCGUCAAGUUCGAUGACAUCAGGUUUAAUAGCAAGUAAAAAUGAGAGUUUGAGGGUGUUCUUGCUGGGCAGAUACUCAAACGGGUUGCGUGCGCCGGUUAAACGGUGAGUUCAGGGUGCGCUCACUUAUGGUAUGUGUCAGGUACUUUAUGUUUGUUUGUUGACUACCUAAAUAGCCCUUUAAAUAAACAGAAAUGUUGAUAUUUUGUAUAUGUUUUACACAGUGAAAAACAGCCUGGGGUCAAAUUGACCCCAAAGAACCCGAUGCGUACAAGUUGUGUACAGGACAUUGAAAACAUAUCAUGUGAAUUUUAUGUUUUCCCAGUUGUUCCCAAUAAAUUAGGAAAAGUCAUGAAAUAUGAAGCAAAAAAAAUGAUGUCAAUAAUUUUAUUAGAGACGUCAAACAUUGAAUGGUCAAAUUGACCCCAAAGGUAAUAGGAGGGUUAAGUAAGUUAAGUAAAAAAAUAAAACAUACAAGGACAUCUUGAAAUGGCUUUGGUCGGCAUCGUGUUCAUUAUGCAUUCAGCCAUGUUCGGACUUUGAUUGACAGCUCGCUUUACUUUUCCCCAAAAAAAUAUAUAUUAGCGCCACAAACCACAAUCUGUGAAUGUUUUUUAAGCAUCUAAAUGCGUAAGACUGUGAACAUGGCUCAUACAUUAUGUGUAUGUUUUUUGUAUGUAAAUAAAUGUAUUUUCUUUGGAAUGCUU